This is a messenger RNA of Eutrema salsugineum, 2899 nucleotides long. RefSeq lists its product as uncharacterized. The record is from RefSeq and is a predicted model, not a curated record. The transcript is spliced from 16 exons. NCBI's taxonomy places the organism in Eukaryota, Viridiplantae, Streptophyta, Magnoliopsida, Brassicales, Brassicaceae. Bases 310 to 2727 code for a protein of 805 amino acids.
GCUCCAUUUACGAAAUUGUUCGCAGCCCAGAGAUUUCAAAUCUUCUUCCCUGAGCUCCGUCGGCGAUUGUCUCUCCGGUGUCAUCGUCUCUUUCCCGUUGAACGUUUACCGUUAACGCCUACUACAGAGUCAACUGAAAAGCGAUUUUCUCGGUAAGAAAUUGCUUCUUUGCUCGUCGUUCGAGUGGAAUCUCACUCUCAUGCCUUGUUCAGGCUUCGGUUUGUUAAGCUUCGACGAUAAGCGAUCGUAAUCAGUGAUCAUUCGUCCGUUGGAGUGAAUAGUCAAGAGUAAUACUGAAGAGAUUUUGCCAUGUCUGCACCUGCUAAAAAAAGUUCUACAGAAGCUCAGGAGAACGAUCUAAUGCUGGACAAAGAUAUGGAAAAGGAUACAUGGAACUUCAAGUCAAUGACAGAUGAUGAUCCAAUGGAUUUUGGCUUUGAGCCACCAGGAAAUAAAAAGAAAAAUGCCUUCAAGCUGGAUAUGGGUUUUGAUCUGGAUGGAGAUUUUGGAAAUUUAUCAUCAUUCAAAAUGGACAUGCCAGACUUUGAUUUCUCAAGCCCUGCCAAGAAAACCACGAAAACAAAAGAAAGCUCUGAUGAUAAAUCUAGUGGAAAUUUGAAACAGAAAAAGAAUCCGUUUGCCUUCUCUUAUGAUUUUGAUGCGUUAGACGACUUUGAUCUUGAUUCAAGUCCAACGAAGAAGGGAAGCGAGACAGCGACCAAGACCAUGGGUUCGGAAGAAAUUUCUGGUAGAAGAAAAUUUGAUAAGUCAGACUCUUUGGACUUUGGUCCAGACUUACCGACAACUACUCAAGCUACCUCAAUGGAAUAUACAGAUGUCAAAGCAAAAGCUUCAGCUGAAAAAGAGAACCUACUUUCGAAGACUACAGAUACUAUGGUUGUUGAUAGUAGCCCACACUCAAAGCAAGCUACACAAGAGUGCAUGGAAACUUCUGAGGCAGUGGAAUCACCUCAAGGUAUAAGGACAAAAACCUCAAUGUGUCUGCAACCUCGAUCCGUAAAAACUUCACCACUGAAGACAUCAUGUGCAAUGGUUGAAGAUAUAAAGACAUCACGUCUUUCAAAUGAGACCGCGGCACCCUCGCCAUUACAUGCUUCUGAGACUGCACAUGCUGCAGAAAACAGAGAAACCAGUCCAGAUAGCCAUGAAAUCUGCAGGUCUAACACAAAAGAAGAUUGUCCUAGAGAGCCAGAACAGAAUGCCAACAAUGAAAUGAUUUCCACCAUGGACUCGAGAUACGAAAAGACUGAACAGACUACAUUAAACAUAUCAUCUCAGUUAUGUUUGGAAAUGGUAGAACAUCAACAGGAAGAAAUGAGUACAGGCACUCCGGCAAACAUACAGGAUCACACUAGGAGAACAUUAUGUGAUCCAGAUGCUGGAGAGUCUCAAACAACUCUCUCAGGAAAAGUAUCACCAGGCACUCGUCUAAGCCAAACUCACCAGGUACGAGAUUCGAGUGUAAAGCUACCACAGGAUCCAUCCCACAGCGUGCCAGGGCUCAAUGAUUCAAAGGCCAUGCAAAACAAAGACGCGGGACUUAUCAGAUCCAAAUUUUUUAAGAAGGCAGAAAAACCACAACCACAUGUGCUGGAGUCCUCUGCAGUUCAAACAGAGAUUCGGCCAGUUACCCGAGAAAGGAUUGGGUUGAAUCUGAACCCUACAAAUGAUAGAAGACAUGAAAAUAAAGAUGCGCUACCGGGAUCCGAAACUAGGACAUGUCCAAGUGAGCUUGUCAAAACGGAUUCCGAAACAGCAAAUGUCAACAUUAGCAGCAGUUCUCAUGAAAAGGUUAUCCACAAGGACCACUCAAAUGCCAAGCCUGCAGAAAAUGUGGCUGGAAUGAUGGAUCAUUUAAAGCUACAAGCUAAAAAUACAACUAGAGAGAAGUCCAUCUUGCAGAUCAAUAUAAGCUCAAAACUCGAUGCUUCUAGCUUGACUCAGAAGCUAAGCAAACAUUUGGGUUCUGGAGCCGAAUCUUUGCAGAAGUCCAAGAUCGCAUCUCUUGAAAGGCCUAAACUUGGAAAUUUCAUGUCUGAUCUGCGUGCAGCAAAAACUCAAAGGACCAUUGGUGUAAACAAAGACCAACCUAGUUCUGCAGUGCAACCAGAAGUUAGCUCUUCCAUAAGCAAGGAGAGAAAUACCGAAGCACCAGUUAAAAAGAGCUCUGAGAUUCAUCAUUUUGUUCCCAAAGACAAAAAACAAACCCUGCAAUGCCCAUCUUCUUUAAAGCGGAAAGCUCUCGAUGAGCAGGAGGCAGAUAGGUCACUGAAGCCACAACUUAAACGUUUUUCCAUGUCUCCAAGAGAAAACAGGAACGUUGAGGAGCUCACACAUAGAGUUGCACAAGGAAAGUUCUCAAGCCAAGAGAGUAAAACAGAUAAUAAUAUAUCCAAGGAGCUUGUGAGGGAAAGUCCACAGCCUAAGUCUCAUCACCAGAUCAUAAACAUGGCAAAUAUGGAGAUCCCAGUCACGGAGAAUGCUGACAACAUUGAGAAAGCUGAAGCGUAUACAAAAGAACUCGACAAUAUCUGCAACAUUCUGAAGAAAAAACAUGAGGAAGCGAAAGAGUUACUUGUCCGUGCUGUAGUUAACAACAAUAAGCUACUGAUGCUCAACCAUCCUUUAUAUGAAGACAAGAUUCGUAUGAUCCAGAAGUUCGCAGCGAAGUUGACUAUAAGGGACACUCAAACCACACUUGCUUAAGAGGUUCAUUGAACUUUCCACUAUACGGUAUCUUCAAAAGUCCAGAAAUGUUGACGUUUAAUUAGUCCAAGGUACUUCGAUCGUCUUUCUCGUUUUGCUGGUUUAUAAACAAAAAACGUAAAAUUUGGAACAUAAUAAACGUUGAUGCUAAACAGAAAAAGAAUUAUGCUUU